This is a messenger RNA of Theobroma cacao (cacao), 1484 nucleotides long. Its product is annotated as pre-mRNA-splicing factor ISY1-like protein. Lineage: Eukaryota; Viridiplantae; Streptophyta; Magnoliopsida; Malvales; Malvaceae. Gene Ontology annotation, biological process: generation of catalytic spliceosome for second transesterification step. The record is from RefSeq and is a predicted model, not a curated record.
CAAGAACGACAUCAGACGUGCCGCCUAAACUGUUUCUACAGUGGUACCAACGUUGAAUCCAGAUCCCUCGUUUCUUCCCUCUUCUUGCUGGGUUUAUCAGGUGUUUUGAUUUUUUUAGGGUUUAGUUCUCACUCUCCGUCAAUAUAACCUUCGUAGACACCUUAAUCUCCAUUCUAAAACCCCUAUCCAGAAAAUGGCUCGAAACGAAGAGAAAGCUCAAUCGAUGCUCAAUCGAUUCAUAGCCCUAAAAGCCGAGGAAAAAAAGAAACCCAAAGAGCGCCGCCCAUACCUCGCCUCGGAAUGCCGCGACCUCGCCGAGGCUGACAAAUGGCGUCAACAAAUCAUGCGAGAGAUAGGCCGCAAAGUCGCCGAGAUCCAAAACGAAGGUCUCGGGGAGCACCGCCUCCGCGACCUCAACGACGAGAUCAACAAGCUCAUACGGGAAAAGUCACAUUGGGAACGCCGUAUUGUCGAACUUGGCGGCUCGAAUUAUGCCAAACACGCUCCUAAAAUGACGGAUUUAGAAGGGAAUAUAGUGGAUGUUCCAAACCCUAGCGGACGAGGGCCUGGGUAUCGGUAUUUUGGAGCUGCAAAGAAGUUGCCGGGAGUUAGAGAGUUGUUUGAGAAGCCGCCGGAAUUGCGAAAGAGAAGAACGAGAUAUGAUAUAUAUAAGAGGAUUGAUGCGAGUUAUUAUGGGUAUAGGGAUGAUGAGGAUGGAGUUUUGGAGAGAGUGGAGGGGCCUGCGGAGGCAAAGAUAAGGGCGGAAGCGGAGGAGGAGUGGAGGAGAGUAGAGGAGAUUAGGAGAGAGGCAAGGAGAGGGGCGAAGGAGGUGGUUAGUGUGGGGGCUGCGGUGAGGGAGGUGUUGUUUGAGGAAGAGGAGGAUGUGGUGGAGGAGGAGAGGAGGGAGAGGGAGAGAGAGGAGAAGGAGAGGAUGGAGAAGGAGAGGGAGUUUGUUGUUCACGUGCCGUUGCCGGAUGAGAAAGAGAUUGAGAGGAUGGUUGUGGAGAAGAAGAAGAUGGAGCUAUUGAAUAAGUAUGCGAGUGAAGGAUUGUUGGAGGAACAGAGUGAAGCAAAAGAUAUGCUUAAUAUUCAUCGGUAGAAUAGAUGAUGGUUUCAGACUUUCACUUUCACCAUGGAGAGGUCAUUAGUUUGAGGGAAUAGCCUUCCUACAAUCAGUGGAAAAUAGAGUAAUCAUUUUAAUAGAUAGAAAGUUGGUGUCAUUGCAGUUUAUGGUAGCAUUCAUGUCGAUUAAUGAUACUUGCUAUCAAACAGGAAAAUGACGCGGCACUUGUGAUCUUUAUUAACAAAAGAUUUCCUCCAAACUAUUACUUAAAAAAUUAAUUACAAUGUACACUACAAAGAUCUGUGCUGAUGAUAAACAUGUAUGAAUUUAUGUUCAAGGCAUAGAUUCUAAAUGUCAAGCAUCCCAUAUAUGAUGUGUUAAGAUUUUGACUUUACAGUUCUUAUGAAGUAACUUCAGGAUA